AAUUUUUUUUACAACUUUUAACUAAAAAUUUGUUAUAUUAUUUACUUCAAACAAUUCAACCGUCACUUCUCAAUAUGAUUGGGGACAACCCCAACCCCAUUGCCGAUACCCGACUCUAGGAUAACCACCAAACACUACAACCAGUAGUGUUAAUUGAUAGCCAGCUAUGACUACUACUACUGCCGAUAUGGCCAUUGGUCGGUAGAUAGGGUGGAGAGGGCACCGGUAGGUACCAUCACCAUCACAUUGAUCAAUGAUGAUGAUGAUGCUGACUACCGGUGCUUUUAAAUUGGUACCCAUGGGUACAAACAACACAUACGUUUAGUAGUGAACACAACAUAACACAUGUGUCGACAAUAAUAAUAAUAAUAAUAAUAACAACAACAAGAGUAACACAACAACAACAAAGACUUUGAGGGAUCAACUAAAGUGAUCCAUCAGUUCAUAAUACACGGCGACAAACAGCGGCGCCAAUAGCUAUUGGCGACGACCACUACUACCGAUACCGUUACUACUAGUUUACCGCACGCGGCUAUAGUGUAUAGUCGGGGGUGUGGCGGACACUGACAUCAUUGCCAUCCAAUCGACAUUACCGCCGAUAACAACAACAACAACCGAUUCAGUAGAUCCGAUUCAAUCGUCAUCAUCGUCGUCGUCACCAUCACCGCCGCCGUCGCCGCAACCGACACCACCACUACCGAUGGUUAUACCAUUGAAAUCGUCGCGACCGCUAAUGGUGACGAUGAGUCCGAACGAAGAUUGUACAGCUGCGGCCACUGCAGCAGCCGAUCGUCACCAGUUUCGCGAUGUGUCGGCGUCUAUCGGCGAACCGAUGGACGCCGACGACGAAGACGACAGAGACCACGACAAUCGGAAACCAGGUUGCGACGAGUGUGCAGCGGCCACACCGUCGACUGGUGGCCAUACGGCCACAACGCCUACAUCGCCCAGUACUACGGCUACGGCCAACAAUACAAUGGAAGACCAGAUGAUAACUACUACGUCGUCUAACGGUGUGGUGAAGGAAGAGGAGGAGGAGGAGGAGGAAGAGUUGGUCAAUGAGGAGGUCAACGACAGCGGGGACACUACUAGUCCCAAACCAACAACAACAGCAACACCAUCAUCAUCAUCGACACCAACACAACAACUGGCCGCUGGCCUGAAGUUAGUGGACGGUUGCGUCGAACCGCCAUUUGAUCCGCCAUCAGACAAACCGUUACGUUUUACUAAUCAAUUGCAAUAUUUGCGUAUAAUGUUAACCAAAUAUCUGUGCCGCUAUAAGGCUGCCCUACCGUUCCUGGCGCCAGUCAAUUGUAUCAAACUAAAGAUACCCGACUACUACGAAGUGGUAACAAAUCCGAUGGAUUUGCAGACAAUUAAACGUCGGCUAAUGUUUCUCUGGUACGAUUCGGCCCGGGAUUGUCUAUCAGAUUUUAAGCUAAUGUUUAGCAAUUGUUAUAAAUUCAACGACUGUGAUAAUUUUGUCUACAAUGCCGGUAAAAAACUGGAACAAUAUCUUGAAGAUAAACUAAAAGAUAUGCCCAAAGAGGAACUGGAGAUUAAACCGUGUCCGGAGAAGCCAACACUAGCUGAAUUGGAGCGAAGAGCCAACAAACGCCGAUCAGAGGUGUCCACACAAGAUCUCCACGACUCUGAAUUAGUUACCGCCGGCGCCGACGCUGCCACCACCUCCUCAUCAUCAUCAACAACAUCGGCGACGGCGGCUGCGGGGGGUCUAACACCCAGCAGUGUUACCGUUAAUGGACUCCUAGGAAAUGGUUUCGGCCCCAAACGGCUGGCCACUCGUUCCGCUCACGGUAUCCAAUUGAAACGACCCGUCAGGGAACUGCCCGGCGAAUCAUCAGUAUCAUCAUCGUCGGCCUUGUCCUCCGCUCAGCCGCGUCGGGUACCCCUAAAUACCUCAAUGAAGUUUUGUCUGGACAUUAUCAAAGAGUUGCUCACCAAAAAACACCGGGACUAUGCCUGGCCGUUCUACGAGCCGGUAUCGUUGCAACAGUUUCCCGAUUACCUCGAGUUUGUCAAAAAGCCGAUCGAUUUGAAUACAAUUAAGACAAAGAUAGAGACGGGUCAGUAUCGGACAGUUAAAGAUUAUGUAAAAGAUAUGCGUCUAAUGAUAUCAAACUGCUAUCGCUAUAAUAAACCGGAAGCACCGAUCAUGGAACAGGCCCGCAAACUUAGGGACUAUUUCGAGUAUCGAUACGCAAAAAUACCGGAAGAGUUUCUAAAAGAAAAACUAAACGGCGCUCACAAUAGUCAUCAAAAUACUACCGGCGGUGGUGGUGGUCAUCAACAACAACAUAACAAUAGCCAUAACAAUAGCCGAAACAAUAACCAUAACUCAAACAGCAACAACCAUAACAGUAGUAGCAAUGGUAACGAUAGCGAACUACUAGACAAAGAAAGUCAGCUUCGUAUGAAACUAUUGGAAAGUCAGGUAAAAUUGUUGACCAAUACUAUAUCGUUGAUGUCCGGCCUGGAUGUUGGCAAACAAUUAUCUAAGCAAACAACAAAGUCUAACAACAACAACAACAACAACGGCGGUAUCAGACGGCGUAAUGUAAAUAACGGUAAUAAUAAUAAUAAGUCAUCGAAAAAGUCAUCGUCAAAGAGGUCGGCGGCGACGCCGAAAAAGACGGCCGCAAAGAAACGUCGACAACAACAACAACGACAACAAAAUCGCCAAAUAAAACAACAACUGUCCGAUGAUGAUGACGAUGACGACGAUGAGGAUCAGGAGGAGGAAGACUCUGAUGAUGAUGAAGAUAGAGACUCGGAUGACUCGGAUAUGGCCCAAACAGUUCCAUCGCCGGUAAACUUUCAGUUUGACGACAUGGAUGAUCUGCAACUGUUGAAGACUGAUCUCGAAAAUUUAGAUGCUAAAGACCUGAAAAAUGUUUUACGUAUACUACGGUCGACUGAGCCGUCAAUCAAAUGCGAUAACGACGAAAAUAUUGAGAUCGACUUCGAGGCACUCAAACCGGAAACAUUGGUCGCCCUGAGAAAGUUUGUCAGCUCCUGUAUGCUGAACAGUAAACCAGUAAAGAAAUCCCUGAGCAGCAAAUCGUCAAAUGGGUUAGAGUUGUCAUCAUCGACAUCAUCGUCGUCCUCGUCGACUACAAACAAACAACAAAAGAGAUCUCACUGUGAUAUUAGUCGCCACCGUCUAAGCAAUGUGUCGUCCAUUACGACCGCCGCCACCACCACCACCACUGCAGCCGCCGACUCGACCCAUACUCACACCACUAACAACAACAACAACACCUCUCGAUUGAGCGACUCGUCCUCAUCGUCAUCGUCGUCAUCCUCAUCGUCAUCAUCUGAUGAUAGCGAUAGUGAUUGAUGGCCUCCGACACCGCCGCCGCCGCCGACCGACCUACAACAAGCAAGAUAUAGUUAGUUGGGGUGUGAGGAGGAGGAGGAGGAAAGGGAUAGUAGUUUUUUGAAAGUGUCGUCACCUCAACAAACAUACAAUAAUAGGGUAAACAACAAUACAAUAUACAAUCCAUACGGUUAUUGAAACAGAUAAUAAUUAUAAUAAUUACCCGUAUUUUUCUCUCACUGUGUGUGUGUGUGUGUAUUAGUGUGUAUGUGUGAGUGUGUGUGUGUCCACCAAAAUUGAUAUAUAUAUAUAUACUGUACUGUAAUUCAAUUUAUAUAUAUAUAUUACU
This is a messenger RNA of Oppia nitens, 3689 nucleotides long. RefSeq names its product bromodomain-containing protein 3-like. Gene Ontology annotation, cellular component: chromatin; nucleus. The coding region runs from base 701 to 3361 and encodes 886 amino acids. The record is from RefSeq and is a predicted model, not a curated record. The transcript has 7 exons. Lineage: Eukaryota; Metazoa; Arthropoda; Arachnida; Sarcoptiformes; Oppiidae. Gene Ontology annotation, biological process: chromatin remodeling; regulation of DNA-templated transcription.